Molecule: messenger RNA, 1452 nt
Organism: Naegleria gruberi
Lineage: Eukaryota; Heterolobosea; Eutetramitea; Acrasida; Naegleriidae
Exons: 1
Coding region: 1-1419 (472 amino acids)
Biological process (GO): cilium organization
Cellular component (GO): cytoplasm; motile cilium
Source: RefSeq, a predicted model, not a curated record
AUGCUCUCGACUCCAGCCUCUCCAAACAAGCACGUUUCAAGACAGAAGAACACUACAAGAAAUUGGAAAUCAAAGAGUAAUUCGGAUUAUACAGUUUCUCCAAUUUAUGCCCUUAGAGUGAGUGCUGUUAUUGAGGACACGUUAGAAAAAUUGCAAUUAUUAGAUUUACUCUCGGGUGAUAUCAAGGAAUUUAUGGGAAGUGAUGACCAAGAAAAGGAAGAAGAUGAAGAUGCUCUCGAUCAAGAGACAAAUGCUGUAGCUAAUAUUUUGGAGGAUCAAAAAGUAUUGGGAAAGAGAUAUGAACAAUUAUCAUUCUUUUUAAGAGCAAACAAACAAGAUAAUCACAUGUCUCAAUCACUGGAGGAAAUCAAUAAGGUUAAAGAUGAAUUGGAAAUGAUUCAAAGAAAGUUAAAAGAUAACACUAAAAAGUUGUGUAGAAAUUUGAAAGAAACACCAAAUGAAUUGGAAAAUUGGAAGAAAAUUCAAUCUGAAAGACAUGAAAUUCAAACAAUAUUCGUGACUCUUCUGAGAGAAAUUCAAGCUGGAUUGAUUCCUCCUCAAGCCAAAUCAACUAUUCCUAAAAAUAGAGGUCUUAACUACUCUACUGUUGUUGAAGAAAAUGACGAAGAAGAAAGUGAAACAGUCUCAGUACCACAAAGUAUUAUUCCUGAUGUACCAUAUGAAUCAUUUAUGAAGAAAGUUGCUGAAGAAAAAGAAAAGAAACAAUAUUUACAACACAUCACAGAAAUUGAAAGUAAAACUUUAGAACAAGUCAAUAAGCUAAAGAUUGAAGUAAUCAAAGAAAAAGAAUUAAAGAAGACUGAAGUUGAUGACAGAAGUACAAAGGUGAAUACAUUACUUAACAAGUUGAGAAAGUUGAAGAAGCUCACUGCAGAUGAAGAUUCAAAGACAAAGGCAACAGAGGAAGCUUCUCACGAAUCGAGAAGAAGAAGAGAAGCAAGCACUCUCCACAAACUUGAAUCAGAAUCUCGAUCUAAAAACAUAGAGUUAGAAGUGGAGAAGAAUGUGUUUUCUCAGAUUAAAAACUUUUUAGAAAAGAAAACAGAUGAAUUAAAAAGAAAGGGUGAAUACUGGAGAGAGAAAUAUGAAAAGGAAUCAGAAGAAUUAAGAUCCAAGAUUAUUCAAUGGGAAGCCAUGAGAGAAGAACAAAUAGAAAAGCUUAAAAGGCUCGAGGAAAAGUUUGAGUUAGAAACUCAAGAUAAGCAAGUUCAAGAAGAUGUAGAUGCUACAACAAAGGCAAAAGAGAAGGAUGAUGCAGAAAAGAAGAUUCAAAUGUCUGCUGAUGUUAUCAAAAUGGCUUUCAAGUGCUACAAAGCUAGAGAAGAUUUUGCUAAUCGUAAAAAGAAAAAGAAGACAAGAAGCGCAAGUAACCCAAAGAGUGCAGGUUCUUCUAAGUAAAUGUAAAUAAUAUUUUAAUUAAAAAUUCUUGUC